GCACUGCGCGAGCAGGUGCGGCGCGUACAGCGCGAGCACGCCGCCAUCCUGGCGCGCAGGCGCGCGGCCGAGGAGGCGGCAGAUGCCGCGGCCGCGGCCGCUGGCGGCGGCCCGCCCGCAGCCGAUGAAGACGAUCUGCCUGCGGCUGGAGGUGCACUGGGCGCUGCCUCCGCCCGA
Molecule: messenger RNA, 177 nt
Organism: Prorocentrum cordatum
Lineage: Eukaryota; Dinophyceae; Prorocentrales; Prorocentraceae
Source: the annotation of a GenBank genome assembly